Messenger RNA from Pyrenophora tritici-repentis Pt-1C-BFP, 1629 nucleotides. Its product is annotated as PTR2, Dipeptide-tripeptide permease. The record is from RefSeq and is a predicted model, not a curated record. Gene Ontology annotation, cellular component: membrane. Gene Ontology annotation, molecular function: carbohydrate:proton symporter activity. NCBI's taxonomy places the organism in Eukaryota, Fungi, Ascomycota, Dothideomycetes, Pleosporales, Pleosporaceae. Gene Ontology annotation, biological process: carbohydrate transport; transmembrane transport.
AUGGGGAAGUUUUACGGCCUCAAAGGCACGCAGCUCAAUGUGGCUAUUGCGGUGAUCGCAGGAACGGACUUUGCGCUCUUUGGUUAUGAUCAAGGUGUCAUGGGCGGUUUGCUCACACUGAAGUCGUUCGUCAAGUAUUUCCCGGAAAUCGACAGCGUCAACCCGCCUCCAGGAAGUUCGACAAGCCAUGCCGCAACGAUCCAAGCCAUCACUGUCGGCGCAUACACGCUCGGCUGCUUCUUCGGUGCCGUAGCUACCAUCUGGCUCGGUAACAUGCUCGGACGUAAAAAGACAAUCUUCAUUGGUUCUGCUAUCAUGGUCGUAGGAGCCAUUCUUCAAACUGCGUCAUUCGGUCUUGCUCAACUCAUCGUCGGACGUUGGAUCACCGGCCUCGGCAACGGCAUGAACACAAGUACGGUCCCAACAUGGCAGUCUGAAACGUCAAAACCGCAUCGUAGAGGUCAGAUGGUCAUGAUUGAGGGUUCCAUGAUUGUGUUUGGCGUCAUGCUGAGUUACUGGCUCGAUCUUGGUUUCUCCUUCCUCGAACCCAGUAGUAUCGCCUGGCGCUUCCCCAUCGCCUUUCAGAUUAUUCUCGCACUCUUCAUUCUGGCUUUGAUUCCGGGGCUACCUGAGAGUCCGCGUUGGUUGGUUUUGAAGGGUCGUGAGGACGAGGCUUUGGAGGUCUUGGCUGCGCUCAGCAACCUGCCUCCUACCGAUAAGAAGAUCCAAGCCGAGCUCCAGGCUGUCAAGGAUGUUACUCUAGAAAUGGCUCGUGGUGGAUUCAGGGACUGCUUCAAGAUGAACAAGAACCGCAACUUUCACCGCACGGUGUUGGCUUACGUCAACCAAAUGUUCCAGCAGAUUUCCGGUAUCAACCUCGUAACCUACUACGCAGCCACCAUUUUCGAAAACUCCAUCGGUCUCUCGCCCUUCCUCAGCCGUCUCUUAUCCGCUUGCAACGGCACCGAAUACUGGAUCGCCAGCUGGAUCGCCAUCUUCACAAUUGAAAAGUUUGGACGUCGAUCCUUGAUGAUAUUCGGUGCUGCGGGAAUGUCAAUGUCCAUGGCCGUCUUAGCCGGCGCUACCAGCAACAUUGGUAACAAGAGCUUGGGACUCCUGGCCACUGUCUUCCUAUUCGUAUUCAACUCCUUCUUCGCCGUCGGCUGGCUAGGCAUGACAUGGCUGUACCCCGCUGAAAUCACGCCCCUCUCUAUCCGUGCCCCUGCAAAUGCAAUCUCUACUACAGCCAACUGGAUCUUCAACUUCCUCGUCGUAAUGAUCACACCCCCCGCCUUCGCAAACAUCGGCUACAAAACCUACAUCAUUUUCGCCGUCAUAAACGCCGCAAUGGUUCCCUCCGUCUACUUCUUCUUCCCAGAAACCGCGUACCGCUCGCUCGAGGAAAUGGAUGAGAUCUUCCACAAGACUACGGGCGCCUUCGAUGUUGUGAGCGUGGCAAACAAUAUGCCGCAUAGGUACGAUAAGCGUGGCGAGUUGCUCAUCGAUUAUGCGGAUACGGAGCAGGCUAUGGACGCGGAGAGGAGGAGAAGCUCGGUUGUUGCUGCGGGACAGAAUGGUGUGUUUGAGAAGGAGGAGGGCAAGGAGAUUAGGGAACAUGUUGGGAAGUAA